GUUCGGGAUUUUAACUAUUCUCAUCUUUGCAAUGUUUGGAUUCGUCAAGUCAUGACUUAGUCAGUUAGUGUUCUUACACAAAAUACAAGGCUACCGAAAGUUGCUUUUGGACACCCCUUCAUCAUGACUGAUCCCGAUUCUUGGCCCGUAAAAGUAUACAUUUACGACAUCAGUAAAGGAAUGGCGAGGUCGCUUUCACAGGCAUUUCUAGGGAAACACAUAGAGGGAGUAUGGCACACUGGGAUAGUGGUCUAUGGAGAGGAGUUUUACUUCGGAGGCACGGGAGGAAUCGAGGCUUGUCCCCCGGGAGGAACUAUCCUAGGCCAGCCAGACACAGUGAUGGAGCUAGGUCGUACACAGAUACCCCGCGACGUCUUCCUUGCGUACCUUGGUGAUCUGGCACAAUCCUCUUAUAGACCCAGCUGUUAUCAUCUCCUGGACCACAACUGUAAUACCUUUAGUUCGGAGGUGGCCCAAUUCCUGACGGGCAAUGAUAUCCCAUCAUACAUCACUGGAUUGCCAGCCGAGGUCCUCAGCACCCCUGUCUAUGUGAACCCUAGCGGUGGACACGCCCUUUUCCCUGCCGGGAAUCCUGCCAUGGCUCCAAACAUCCCACCAAGUAACACAUUCCUGACCCAGUCCCACAAUAAACAAGGGUCCAGUACAGCUUCUAAGACUUCUAGUUCCUCUGGACAACAGGCAAGCUCCGAGGUUCCCUCGGAGGGUCCUAGGGGAGCCACCAGCCAGACACCCCCCGCCUCACAGGGGUCCGAGUCUCCUGUAAACUUCAAUGUGGAGAGCGAAACAGAAACUAGAGAAAUGGAACCUAUCAUAUACAGAGAGGAAAGACCCUCAAAGAAACCCCUUUUAGAUGAUGUUCAUGACAAAGUCUCACCAAAGGAAGUUAGUCUCGUGUCGGACAUUUAUGACUAUCUGGGUACAGCUGCACCCACAUGGUCCUUGUGUAAGGAGCAUGUCCAGACCCUCCACAAGGUGAUCGGGGACGGCCGCAUGGGGGACAAACUCAGGGGAGAGAUAUGUGUGCUACUGCAGGAACUGGUUCUCAUAGAAGACUUUGUAGAACUGUUACAAAACGAGCCCACCAAGUUAAUGAACAGUGUGUUAAUACAUUACAAGGAGCUGACUGAUAGUGUACAGAUGUCACUGCUUAAAGUGUUAACAAAUUGCUGCAGUCAUCAGAUGGGGCACAGGUUUCUGACGGACAGUGCAGGGGGAGAACAGAGUAAUAUCAAGCUUCUGUGUCCAGAGGUGUGUGUCUGGGCCCUACUCCAUGACAACCAGGAUAUCUACAGCAAAGCCUCAGCUCUUGUCUACAACCUCAGCAGAUAUCAGUUACCUGAGGAUGCCCAGGUAGAGUUGGGGAGUGCCAUCUUAGAAUGUCUACAAAAAGAAGUCCCAGAAACUACCGCAUACAACCUGAUGAUGAGUCUCUUACAGCUAAUGAGGACCAAUGAAGAGAUGUGUGAUCUAGCCGGAGUAGUUGGUAUGAACUGUUCAACUCACCAGAAACUGUCACCACGGUUACGGAGUCUGUGUGAAGAGGCACAGACAAUGACCGCUUUAUGAUACACAAGUCUAUAGUAACAUAAUUCUGUGAUUUCUAGAACUUUAAAAUUAUUUUUAUUUGGAUCAGUAUUGAAGCUUUAAAGUGAUCCAAGACUUAACUUGUUGUUGUUUAUUUAUUGAGUGAUCAAAACAUAAAGGAAAAGGAACAAAAUGUGAGAACCUUCAUUAUUUAUUGCAUCAUUUUGUAAUAACUUUGUCUGUACUGUAAAUGUUAUUGAACAACAUAUUUAUACUUAACAAAAUGUUUAUGAGUGUGUUUAAAGUAGGGCUGUGUAUUGAGCCAAAAUUUUCGAUACGAUACGAUACAAUA
Messenger RNA from Saccostrea cuccullata (small rock oyster), 1897 nucleotides. RefSeq lists its product as uncharacterized. Gene Ontology annotation, biological process: protein modification by small protein removal. Gene Ontology annotation, molecular function: peptidase activity. The transcript has 10 exons. The record is from RefSeq and is a predicted model, not a curated record. NCBI's taxonomy places the organism in Eukaryota, Metazoa, Mollusca, Bivalvia, Ostreida, Ostreidae. Bases 124 to 1587 code for a protein of 487 amino acids.